AGAUGGGCCCAAAGCCUCUUAACCCAAAGCUAGCCCAGGUCGGGACCGUUAGAGACUACACGGGCCCCGACACGAUCUCGGAAAAAAAAUCCCGGCCCGACCCGACCCCCUCUCGCGAUCCCGGCGCAACGGCCCGGAGGAGACGGCGGCGGCGGCGUGCUCCCCCUCCCUCCCUCCCUCCUUGUCGGCGCGAGCUCGGAGACGACCCAGAGGUGGACUGCAGCGGCGGUGCGAGCUCGGACGCGACCUGGAGGUGCAGCGGCGCGAGCUCGGCGGCGACCCCGCCUCCGGCGCCCCUCCCCCGGAAGCCGGCCUGCUCGCUGGUGCAGCCGGGCCGUCUCUCGCCUCUGUCCCGAACCGCACAAGGGAGGCGGGCCCGCUCAUCCGUUCCGUCCAGACGGCCGACGGGGAGAGGACCUCGCCGCCCGGCGUUGGACUCCGACGAGCGGCGACCGGUUCGUGAGGUGAAAUUUGAUUGAGAAGAUCGAAGGCUAACCAAGUCAGGGAACCAUCAAAUCUCCAGAAGAAGAAACCUGCUCC
Messenger RNA from Hordeum vulgare subsp. vulgare (domesticated barley), 540 nucleotides. Its product is annotated as wiskott-Aldrich syndrome protein homolog 1-like. The transcript is spliced from 2 exons. The record is from RefSeq and is a predicted model, not a curated record. Lineage: Eukaryota; Viridiplantae; Streptophyta; Magnoliopsida; Poales; Poaceae. Bases 3 to 479 code for a protein of 158 amino acids.